AUGCCGCUCCCAAGUCAAGGCAGCGUACCGCAGCAAAAGUCGAUACGAUCCUUCUUUCAACCUCCCAAGCCACCCACUUACGCCCCUCCUCCCUCAUCAACCACAGCCACCCCUCCACGACCAUCUUCACCACCGCUGCUACCGAUACCUCCCCCCCUGACCUCGGCCACGAACCCCUCUCUCCCGCGCAACGCCACCAUCCGCGCCGUCGAGCCCGCCGACGUCCCCUCCCUGCGCCGCCUCAACUCUCUCCUGCUGCCCGUCGCCUUCCCCGACAGCUUCUACGCCGCCGUCCUCGACCCGGCGCUGUCCCACCGCUACUCGCGCGUCAUCACCUGGGCCGGCGACGGCGACGGCCGCCCCGAGGAGCCCAAGGUCGUCGGCGCCGUCGUCUGCAUCCCCGAGCCGUCCGCCGCCAACCCCGCCGAGACGAACCUCUACAUCCGCAGCCUCGGCGUCCUCGCGCCCUACCGCGCCCUCGGCCUCGCCGGCGCCGCACUCGACGACAUCGUCGCGCAGGCCGCCGCGUCCGCGCUGCCCCUGCGCAGCGUCACCGCGCACGCCUGGACGGAGAACGAGCAGGGCCUCGCCUGGUACCACCGGCGCGGCUUCGAGAGCUGCGGCGCCCCGAUCCAGGGCUACUACCGUCGGCUGCGGCCCGACUCCGCCAUUCUCGUCUCUCGACCCGUCCGCGCCGGUGCCGUCCUCCGCGCCGUCAACGUCCAGAACGGGACCUCCCCUGCGGACGCCAACAUGGGAAGUCAACCGUCCGCAACACAACCACCACCAGCACUGAAGCAGGAGGUAGCGGCCGCCACACCACCACCGAGCCGCCCGCCCACGACGUCCGCCAACCUCAACAGCGACGCCCGCCCGCCACCGCCGCGCGGCGGCUCCUACCAGAACCAGCGCCCCGAGAUGGAGUGGAACGACCUGCCCUCGGAUAUGACGUCGCUGCCACCACCGCCGCGGCGGAAUUUCGUAGGUGGGAGCGAGCCCGUCUCCGGCGCGGCCUCGGGCGCCAGCUCCCGGAGCAGCUCAAGCGCAGCACAGAGGAAGAAGCGGGAUCGGUCCUAUCCUGCGGCAGCGUUUGGCGGCUGA
Messenger RNA from Cordyceps fumosorosea ARSEF 2679, 1101 nucleotides. Its product is annotated as Acyl-CoA N-acyltransferase. The transcript has a single exon. The coding region runs from base 1 to 1101 and encodes 366 amino acids. The record is from RefSeq and is a predicted model, not a curated record. Lineage: Eukaryota; Fungi; Ascomycota; Sordariomycetes; Hypocreales; Cordycipitaceae. Gene Ontology annotation, molecular function: acyltransferase activity, transferring groups other than amino-acyl groups. Gene Ontology annotation, cellular component: NatA complex. Gene Ontology annotation, biological process: mitotic sister chromatid cohesion.